AUGCGGAUUAAUUCAAUUCUUCUUCUAUUGGCCAUAGGCUUAUUAGGCCCUUCAAAUUUGGUAGUUGGGGAUGAAUAUCCGGCAACUUCAACAUUGAAACGUUUCUUCUACCGACACUUUUUUGCGGAUAACUCUGCCUCUGAACAAACGCGUGCACCAAACUUUCAAGAAGGAACAGUAUAUCACUACAGUUAUGAUGCUCAAGUUGAGAGUGGUUUGAGUACUUUAGACGAAUCUGGCACAACAACUCAAACAUCUAACAACGGACAGCAAGCUGUUACUCGUAUUCAAUCGCAAGUUAAGGUUUAUUUUGCAAGUCAAACACGUGCUCAGCUUUGCAUGACAAACAAUAGAUUUGGACAAUUAAACGAACAGACGAAACAAACAGACAGCAACCAAUGCUAUGAACCUUUAAGCACCUUUGAGCCUAAACAAAUACCCCAAGAACAGCGACAAAAACUUGAACUCUGUUGUCAAUUUGAUUAUGUUGAUGGAUUAAUUGUUCGAGUCCAAUUCGACAAACAAGAUGAGGCUUGGUCUAAGAAUAUGAAGAAAGGUGUUCUCAACAUGAUUCAAAUGAAUUUGAGGCAAAACAAUGCUCAGGAAUUAGCGACUGAGCAAUCAAGAAAUCAGCAGGAUAGAAACAGUGAAGAGAAUGAAGCAACACAAAUGAGAGACCAACUUGCUCAUUCUUUCACCAUCCCCGAAGUUACUGUCGAAGGAGAAUGCCAAACAACCUACACAAUCAACACAGUAAAUCCAUCUAAACGUUGCACGCAAAAAAGUUAUGAUGGAAGUAACAAACAACAGCAAAUGCCAUGCUCUUUCAAUGUAACCAAAUCCAUCAAUUUCAAGCAGUGCUCCAGAAUUGGCGAUAUUUCUGCUGGUUUCCAAACAGAACAACCACAGGCUCGCUGUGCUCAAUGUAAGAUGGAUUGGUACAAACAAAAGGAACGAGAUCAACAACAAACUGGGACGGCAGAACAUCCUUGUGCCAAAUGUGACCCAAAACGAGUUAAGGAAGAGACUCUGGAUAGACAAACAGUAAUGCGUGCAAUGCUUAAAUGUGGAAGUGAGCAACAGAUGAUCGAAGGGAAGCAACAGGAAACCCAAAAUAGCUGUCAGCUUGAUAGUUCUGAAAUGCGUUCCAUGUAUGUCUACAAAAACACUAAAACUGAAAGUGGCCCCUAUGGUUCUGCAAUGCGUACUGAAGUCUGCGCCAAACUUCAAUUACGUUCUGCCCAGUCAAACCAAGACCAACAGGUACCCACACAGACAUUGGACAGCGACGAGUCUUUGGUAUACACAGUCCAGACGUACACAGACUUUGCACGCUUCUAUAUGUUUGGAGAUGAAGAAUUCCCAGAUUCAACAAAUUCACCAUUCGCCUCAGUACCAAAAGUGGAACAAGCUAGUCAAGCACUUCGUGCUUUAGUUCAAAGUACUUUAGAUCAUCAUCAUGGCAUUGACACCAAACACACUAUUCAGUUGAGUAGAUUAGUUGAAAUUCUGAGGAUGUGUAGCUAUGAAGAUUUAAAGCAAAUUGAACAAAAUUCUCAACAAUACCAUCAUAAUCAACAACAAACUGCCAAACAAAUACUUGUUGAUGCAAUGGCUAUUAGUGGUACUCGAAAUUGUGUUGUUCGAAUGGCUGAGAUAAUUAAUAACCAAGAAGUCUCACCUCACAAAGCUGCAUAUACAAUCAGUCAAUUAACAGGAUUGCAAUCUCCAUCAAAUUCAAUUGUAAAAGAAGUUCAAAAACUCUGCCAAAGUGAACAAGUUAAAAAUCGACCAAUAGUUAAACAAUCUGCUUGUUUGACUUUUGGAGCAUUAGUUAAUGAAUUAUGUUCCCAAAAGAGAAGUGAGAAAACUCCAGAUUUAACUCAUUCAAUUCCGGAACAAUGUACAGAAGAUAAGAAGGAACAAUACAAACAAGUUUUGGUAGAACAAUAUGAAAAAGCAACAACUCUUCAAGAAAAAUUAAAUGCUUUAGCCUCUCUUGGAAAUGCAGGAAUUGACACUUCUACUCCCCAACUUGAACAAAUAAUUAAGGACAGAAGUGAACAUCCUCUUUCUAGAGCAAAAGCAAUUGAUGCUCUUCGCCGUCUAACAACAAAACAACCAAUGACUCUUCAACAUAUGCUUUUACCUAUUUAUCUUAACAAUCAAGAAGAUCCAAAUGUUCGAAUUGUUGCACUUCAAAUAUUAAUGAGAACACAACCAGAGCCAUCAGUAAUUGACCAAAUAAUUUAUACAAUGAGCCAAGAGCCAAAUAAACGAGUAAAAGCAUAUACAUAUCAAACAAUGAAAAUGGUAGCUAAAUCAAAGAAUCCAGCUGAUAGACAAACGUCCAAACACGUUAAAAAUGCAAUGCAAUCGGCUAACGUUGAUGAGCAACAACUUUGGAGUUAUGCAAAAUGGCAAAUCCCAGUUUACAGUCCCGAACAAGAGGAAGGAAUUUUCUUAACUUUGGCUACUGAAUAUUCACAACGUUCUUGGAUGCCAAGCUUGUCUUACAUGAAAAUUGACUCUUACUUCAAAGAUCAAUCAAAUGUUAAUGAUCUUGUAUUUUACUUAAUGAAAAAUCAACCAUUAUAUGGCCAAGAUUAUACAAAAUCUCGGAAUCGUCGAACAGUACCCAUUCGCGGUAUUGACAGAAGAAAAUUUGAACAAGAAAAUAAUGAAAAUACCCAGCAACUUAAAAAUAUGGAUAGUCAACUUGGAAUAAAAAGUCGUCAUGGAGGAUAUUCAUAUAAUGAUAGAUAUUCAAGAUCAGGACAGCAACAAGAACAACAACAACAAUAUAGCCAUAACAAUAAUAUUAAUGUUUUUUGUACAAGAAUUGGAGAUGUAGACCAUUCUUGUUAUGAAAUACAAAAUUCUUAUUUGAAUCAAACAACUCAGGAACAACAACAACAAACAUCAUCAAUGCCAACACUUCCCCCAAUGUUUACAGAAUUAAUUCAUUCAAUUCAAAACAGAAGAAAGCCAAGUUUAGCAAAAAUGUUUUCUGAAUUAAAGCAAUUACAACAACAAAAAGUUCGCCAAUACACAAUUGCAUCAAUUUUAAAUGACAAAGAAGCAGUUGUUCCAACUUGUGUUGGUCUUCCCCUUGGAAUUGCAAAUUCUGUGCCAACAAUUUUAAAUGUUGAAGGAAAUGUUAAUUUACAACAAAAUACAGAAAUGGGAGUGAAAGUACAAAUUAAUGGACGUAUAAUGGGUGGAAUGGCACAUAUACAAAAAAUGCGUUGUUGGACUCCUUUCCUCGUUUCUGGAGUUAAAUCUAUUCGUUCAAUUGAAAUUAAUAUUCCGACACAAUUAGACAUUAAUGUCCAAACAACAAAUAAUGGAAAACAAUCAUUAACUAUGAGUGUUAAAUUGCCAAAGGAAAAGACUCGACUUGUUGGGGCUCAUUCACAUCCAUUUGUCUAUACAGCUGAUGUUGAUCCAAAAACUGAAAUAGUUAUUGAACCGAGAAAAGUUAAAACAAUUACAAAUCCAAAAUUGGAUAGAUUACAGUAUCAAAUGAAUACUGUAUUUGGGGGAAAGAAUUUGGGUAUUCCAGUUAAUGUACAUACUCACUACCACUGGCCUUCAUCAUCUGCUAAUGUUGAACAAAUCUGUAAAAUGUUAAUGGCAACAGAAAAUGCCAUUCACGUCACUUACCAACCACGAGGAGAAGAAUCUGCAAGAGAAGUUGUUUUCCAAAUGAAUUUAGAAAGUUUCCAACCAACAAAUAAUUAUCAAUUAAAAAUGAAUGAUUUUUAUUUAAAUAAAUUCAAAAAUAUUGAGAAUGAAGAAGAAGAAGGAAAUAAUUAUGAAGAAGAAAAUGAGCAAAAUUCUAAAAGAAGACACCAAAAAAUGUCAAAAUUCUUAUCAAAUUAUUCCCAACAACAACAAAAAUAUUAUAAACAUAAUUUAGAAAUGUCUGCAAAAACUGUUGGAGGCUUAAAAGAAUUUAAAUUCCAAACAAAAUUAGAAGCAAAAUGUGAAGAAGGGAUGCAAACAUGUCAAUUAGAAAUUCAGGCAGAAAGAAGUCCAAUAAAUAAUGAACAACAAAAAUGGACAUUAAAAGCUCAAGCAGAAAUGGUUAUGCCUGAAAAUAAUGAAGAAUUUAAUGAAGAAGAAGAGGAAAAUAAAAUAAAAAAUAAUUUAUUUUCUUGUAAAGCAAAUUGUUAUUGGGGAAGUGAUGAUGGAAAUAAACAAACAAUUAAUGUUAGAAUUAAUGGAGAACAAUCAUGGAGAAGAAUGGAAGGGAAUAAUAAUCAACAAAGAAUGAAUAAAGAAUUUGAAAUUAAAUUAAAAAGAAGGACUGCUUUUAUUAAUAAAUUUAAUUGUGAAGCAAACUAUACAAAUUUAAAACCGGCAACAAGAAAUGUUUUUGAAAGAGCUUUAGAAUUAGUUAAAUCAAAAUAUUUUUGGAAUACAAAAUCACAAUUAACUGAUCAAAGCAGAGAAGGAAAUCCGGCAAAUGGAGAGGCAUAUUUAAAUAUUGUAAUUGAUCCAAUUACUCAAAAACAUGCCAAUAUGACAGUCAAAACACCGGAACAAUUAAUUCGUUUCCAACAAAUUGAAUUGCCAAUUCAAAUGCGCCCUUUCCCUUUGUUGAGACAACAAAAUGUUUAUCAAAACAUUCAAUCAUUCGGCCAGUUUUUAACUCGACAGGAAGUUGAAAGUAGAGCUGAAUGUUCUGUUGAUGGACAAACUGUUGAGACUUUUGAUGAAAGAGAAUAUCGUUCACCUCUCUCAACAAAUUGCUAUUCAGUUUUGGCAAAAGAUUGUGGGGCAGAUUAUAUGGGAGUUCCUCGAUUCGUUGUUUUAAUGAAAGCUGUUGAAAGAGGAAAUAAAUAUAGUCAAAAGAAAUUAAAAAUAAUUUCCCCUCAAAUGGUUGUUGAAUGCCAGAGAGAAACACUAAAUAAUCACAAUUCCCCAAUUAAAUGUAAAAUUAAUGGAAAAGAAGGAAAUAAUCAGCAACAGCAACAAUUAAUUCAAUAUAAUAAUAACCAAAAGAAUGAUUUAAUAAUUAAUUUGGAUAAAUUGGCCGUUCGGUUUAAUGGAUACAAAGUUUGGAUUAAAAUAUCUAGUGAGUAUAAAAAUACUCAAUGUGGACUUUGUGGACAUUAUGAUGAUGCUAGUAAUGAUGAAAAUGAAUUGUUAAUGGCUAAUAAUGAAAUUGCUUCCUCCUUGACACAAUUCCAUCGUUCUUAUUCACUUUCAAAUAGUUAUGACAAUGAUGAUAAAUUGUGUAAUUCACAAGAACUUGAUAAAUUUUAUGAAGAAAAUUCUAAUAAAUUUGGAUAUUUAAAUGAAAUGGAGGAAGAGGAAAGAGGAGACGAAAAAGAAAAUAAAUUAUUCCAAAAUUGGGAUGAGGAGGGAUUUGAUGGAAAUUUUGAUAAAAAUGAAGAAAAUAAAUAUUUUUAUAAUGAAGAAUGGUAUGGACAAAAUGAGGGGGAGGAAAAUAAUUAUCAACAGAAAAACCAAUUGGGUGCAAAAAAAUCUGGAAAUCGAAAUUUGAAAAAAAGAUUUGUGCCAAUUUUAAUGAGAACAAAAAUAAUGGAAAUGGAAAAUGAUAUUUGUUUUUCAAAACAGCCAAUUAAACAAUGCCCAUUGGGUACUUAUCCAAGUGGUUGGGAAUUUGAAGAAGACGAAAAAAAUAAUUCUAAACAUUUUACAACAAAAAAUAUUCCAUUUAUUUGUUUGCCUCGUUCUGAUUCAGAAACUCGAAAUUUAUUAACUCAAUACAGAAAAUUAAUGAAAAAUGGAAAUAAUCAACAACAAUUGGAAUUAAAUAAUUACAAGCAACACAGUAUUGUUGAGAAAGUUUUGGAACCGAAAGAAUGUCGUCGACUUUAA
This is a messenger RNA of Meloidogyne enterolobii, 5853 nucleotides long. Lineage: Eukaryota; Metazoa; Nematoda; Chromadorea; Rhabditida; Meloidogynidae. The record is from the annotation of a GenBank genome assembly.